AUGGCCAACUUCGAUGGUCCAGGAUUCUCAAUGGUUGACGAAUCUUGGAUCCAGACCAAAGCCAUCGACAUAGAACCCUCAACCGACAUCUCUCCUUACCUCUCCCGUAUCCUAGAAGACUGCGUCUGGAACGGGAACAGAGCCAUCGUCUUCGACGUCUACUGGGACGUUGAAUCAGUGAACACAAAGUCCGAGCAGCGUCUCUCCUCAGUGAAGCUAAGCACCAAGAACCUCUGUCUCUUCCUCCGUCUACCAAACCAGUUCACCGACAACCUCAAGGACCUCUACCGCUUCUUUGCUUCCAAGUUCGUCACGUUCGUCGGCGUCCAGAUCGGUGAGGAUCUUGUUCUGCUUAAAGAGAAUCACGGGAUUGUGAUCAGAAGCUCUCUGGAGAUUGGGAAGUUGGCUGCUGUGGCUAGAGGAACUCCUAUUGUGGAGUUUCUUGGAGCUAGAGAGUUGGCUCAUAAGAUACUUUCGUGUGAUAUGAGUAGACUUGAUUCGAUUCAGUCUAAGUGGGAUGAAGCUGGGGGUGAUGAUCGUCUAGAAGCUGCAGCUAUUGAAGGCUGGCUUAUUUACAAUGUCUAUGAUCAGUUGCAGCAGUGAGGAGAUGUUGUGAUAUGUCACAACCUAACAUUUUAUUUCUUGAUCAAAUGGAUGUGUGACAUUGUGCAUUUUGAUCUUGCUAUGAGUGAACAAGAUCAUGUCUGAAUAAAAGAUAUACUAAAGUCAA
This is a messenger RNA of Brassica napus (rape), 730 nucleotides long. RefSeq names its product protein RISC-INTERACTING CLEARING 3'-5' EXORIBONUCLEASE 1. NCBI's taxonomy places the organism in Eukaryota, Viridiplantae, Streptophyta, Magnoliopsida, Brassicales, Brassicaceae. Gene Ontology annotation, cellular component: nucleus; cytoplasm. The record is from RefSeq and is a predicted model, not a curated record. The coding region runs from base 1 to 603 and encodes 200 amino acids. The transcript has a single exon. Gene Ontology annotation, biological process: nucleobase-containing compound metabolic process. Gene Ontology annotation, molecular function: nucleic acid binding; 3'-5' exonuclease activity.